AGACUUGCUUCGCCUCGCCUUCGUGUGGGAGGGUGGCUGCUGACUGCCCACCUCGUGCAGGCUGCGCUGCCCGAGCUCUCCGAGAUGAUCACCGGCCUGGCACAGUCGCGCAGCGACAUUGAGAUCCAUCUGAAGCUGCUGCAGUGUGUGUCUGCGCUGCUUGCGGCGCACGCCAGCAUCCACGGCGAGCUGCUCUCGCGCAUCCUGCUCGUCUGCUUCCGCCUGCAGGAGAGCAAGGUGGCCGUCGUCAGCUCAACUGCCGCGGCAACGCUGCGGCAGGCCGUCAUGACGGUGUUUGACAAGGUGCGAGACGAGGAUGCCGUCUUGGCGGCACUGAAGGGAGGCGAUGAAGAUGCGGCUGCUGCUGCGCCGCUGGCAUGCAUGACCAUCGAGGUGCCGGGCGCCGAGGACGUGACGCUCUUUCCUUGCUCGCGCGAUGCGUACUCGGUCAUCGACGACCUCAACUCGCUGGCCAGCGGCAAGGGCGCUUCGUUCCUCGCGCUCGCCUCGCUGCCGCGUACCUUUGCGCUCGAGCUCAUCGAGUCCAUCCUGACGAACCAUGCGUCGCUGUUUCGGCCCGCGACGCAUCCGGAGCUGCUCCUAUGCCUGCGACAGUCGACAUGUCCGCUCCUCAUCCGCUCACUCAGCGAGCCCGCCGUGUUUCCGACGACACUGCGCCUCAUGCGCCUCCUCUUCGUGCUGCUGCGGCACUUCAGCGCCAAGCUGCGCGUCGAAGUCGAGAUCCUGAUGAGCAUCCUGCUGCGCCUGCUUGCGCCGCCUGCUUCAAGCGAGACGGCCGAGGGGCAGCAUCCGACGCCGCCAUGGCAGCGCGUGCUGGCCAUGGAGGUGGCACGCAGCCUGUGUCAGGACGGCGCGCUACUGCGCAAUUUCUGGCGCUGGUACGACGGCAGCGACAAUUCAGCCUCCGUCUUCACAGGCCUCGUCGAUGCCCUGCACCGCCUCUCCAUCGAGAAUGCCGGCAUCAUUGGCCGCGCCGACGCCGCUGAGCAGAUGAGCGGGCCUGAGGCGCCCGGCUCGCGCGCAAGCGUGGACAAGACACAGCCCGCACGAUCUGGCUUCUACCAGGCGGCGCGCGGGGUGCUGGCUGGCGCGUCCGAGACGGGCGCUGGCCUGAGCCAGACGAGUGUGCCGGGCGUUCAGCUGCUCGACCAGCUCGACAAGAUCGAGGCGCCGUCGCCGCCGCCCACGUACAUCUACCUGCUGGCGCUGCAGAGCCUCACGCAUCUGUCGCAGUCGAUUGCGUCAUUCGUGCUGCCAGCGUACAGCUCAUACAUCAACGCGUCGCCGCGUCUGGCCGGGCGCGCGCCGCCCGCCCUCGAUCUCGACACAUACGACGGGCCACAGCGCGACGAGCUCCUGCUGCUGCGCAGCAUGAUUCAGCAGGCCUGGCCGCUGCUGCUCGCGAGCUUCACAUUCUUCCUCUCGGCCAAGUGCGACGAUGUGCUCUUCAGCGAGGUGCUGGUGGCGCUGCGCAACUUCACCAACACCACGGGCGUGCUCAGCCUCACGGCGCCGCGGGAUGCGUUGAUCGCCUCGCUGGCGCGCUUUGCUGUGCCGCGCACCGUACUCAACCGCCUCGAGGAGGCGCGCCGAGCGAGCCGCGAGGACGACAGCAGCAGCGCCAACUUUGUGGCGCUGAGCGAGCGCAACGCCGCGUGCCUCAAGGCCAUCACGCACAUCUCAUACUACCUCUCGGGCAGCCUGGCCUGGCGCGACAUCCUCGAGACGCUGUGCGAGGCCGAGUACGUGCUGCGCCUGACGGGCUCGCGCCGGCGCAAAGGCGCGGCCAGCAGCGAAGGGCCCGAGGAGGGCGCGUACAGCCCGCGUGCAUCGAUGGCCUCGUUCGCCUCGCUCUCGACGAUUGCUGCCGGCUUCCAGUCCGGCUCGGCGCUCGAUGCCCGCACCAAGAAGCCCGCAGCGAUGAGCGGCCUCGACACCGAGACACUGCUCUCGGACAUCGCGCGCGUCUUUGAGAACACGGGCGCGCUGGACCAGGGCGCCUUGACAGGCUUCCUGCAGGCGCUCGUGGCGCUCGUCGCCGACGUCACUGGCGCGAGUCCGGCGGACCAGCCUCCGCGGCGACGCAACUCGGCGUCUGCCGCUGCGCCUCUGGCACGCUUUGCCUCGACGCAGCGCAGCUUCGCCAUCACGAGUCUCGAGCUCGUUGCGAUGCUCAACGUCGCGCGUCUGGCCGUCGCAGAGCCCGCAUGCGGCUGGAACAUCGUCGUGAGCCAGCUCGUGGACGUGUUCUCCGACAACGUCGUGCGAGCAGUCCUGCGCGUGCAAGCCUCCGAAGCCCUCGACAGCUUCCUGCUCGCCUGCAUGGGCGUCCGCGACGCGGAGCUGGACGCGGCACGGUUGCAGAAGCAGGUCCUGCACGCUCUGGCGAAGCAAGCCGUGCUGCAGCCGCACCGUGCUGGCUCGACUGAUCUCGAGGUGCGCAAGCUUGCACUCGAGGCACUGCUGCGCAUCCUCGAGGCACACGGGCACGAGUUGACGACGGGCUGGGAGACAAUCUUCCACGCUUGCUCCGCGGCGUGCGCUGGCACGACCUCCGAGCCGGAAGAGGGCACCGCUGCUGCUGCCGGCAGCGUCACCAGCUCGCGCGGCUCCAUGCCCUUGAUCAAGGCCGGCUUUGCCAGCCUGCAGCUCGUCUGCUCCGACCUGCUCUCGUCGCUCACGCUCGCACAGCUCGAGCUGUGCGCGUCGACGCUGACGUCCUUCAGCAAGCAGACGGAAGACAUCAACGUCGCGCUCACGGCAAACGGCACGCUCUGGACCAUCAGCGCGGAGCUCUCAAGUCGCACGGACCAGGGUGCCGAUGCUCUCGCGCCGCUCUGGACGCAUCUGCUGCGCUCGCUGCAGAGCGUCUCCGCGGACAGCCGCGCCGAGGUUCGCAAUGGCGCCAUCUCGAAUCUGUUCCGCGUGCUGGAGCAGUACGGCAGCACGCUGGAUGUCCGCACGUGGAGCACCGUCGUUCUGCCAGACAUCAUCUUUGCGCUGCUCAGCGCGCUCGACGAGGCCGCCCGUGCAGCUGCUACGCAGACGCCGGCCGCAGAACAGCAGGACCAGCUGGCAGCCACGCUAGGUACGCCGCAGAGCGCCGCCAAGCAGUGGAACGAGAGCCGCGUGCUGGCCUGGACCAACGUCGGCAGGAUCGUGGCGCAGUAUCUUGGCGACAAGAUCAGCGUGGCGGACUCCUUCGAGGCGCGCUGGCAGGAGCUGCUGCAGCGCGCGCAGCGGGCCUUCCUCGAGAGCGCAGCGCCGGUGCCGCAAGCUGCCAUGCUCGCGCUACAUGGCAUCGCCAGCGUCGACGCAGGGGGCGCGCUGCAAGCUGCGUGGGAUGCCCUCUGGCGCGUCUUGACCGACGUCGGCCAAGCGCUUCCCGCUGCCGACGCCUCUCUGACGCAGGCCAACCUGCUGGCCUACGUGCAGACGGUGCAGGUCGUGUACGCGCGCCUUGCCGACGAAUUGGAGUCUGCGCGCCUCGACGCCAUGCUCUCGUGCCUGAAGGCCUGCGUCACAUACUCUCGCAGCGCCGAUCAGCCGCCCGACGUCGACGCACUCACGCCGGUGCAAGCAGCCGUGCGCGGAUUCCUCAAGUCGAUGCGCGUGCCUGUGGAGCUGCGCAGCCGCCUGCUGACCGAUCUGGCCGAGUUCUCCACGCUGGCGUUUACCGUGGCACCGGCCGAGCAUGCGCCGGGCAUGCAGCGCCGCCAGCCCACCUACGUGGCGCUCCACCGGGCCUCUGCACAGGAUGCGCUCGAGCGCUUCGAGGCCUUCAAGGGCUCCGUCGACGUCUACACCUCCGGUGCGCUCGACGCCGUGUUCGUCAGCCUGAUGUUGCCGAUCAAGCUCAAGUACGACUGCCCGGCGGCCAGUCGGCACGCCAAGGAGCCGCCGCGUCCGCUGUGGCAGAGCGCGGCCUUGACGUUCUGCAAGAUUGCCCGCAGCUGCUGUCUGGCUCUGCAGCAGCACGGCGACGAGCUGCCGGACGAGCACGUGCACGCGCUCUGGAGACAGAUCGUAGCAGUGUUCGAGGCGGCGCUGGGUGCCGACAACUCGCUCGGGCCCGCGCCCGGCAGCGAGGCGGCCGACCGCGACGAGGUCUUUGAUCUUGUCCUCCUCGCAACGCUGGAGCAGGACAUCCUGCCUUUCCUUGGCGGGCCGUGCGUGCCAACGGGCCUCAUUGCGUCGCUGUGCGAGGCCCUCGCCCGCGCAUCCUCGCUCUACGUGUCCGAUGCCUCGCCGGGUCGAGACGCACGUCUCUCUGGCAGCGUCGCGCCCAUCGUCGCCUCGCCGCGCGAGCACCAUGCGUACUGGACGCUCGACCUGCUCUUCCUCAUGUGCUCCGACAGGUGGUCAGAUCAUCUGCCGUCGCGACAGCGAGUCGCGGCCGUCGCACUGCCGAUCCUGCUGCGGCGCUGCAGCUCGAGUCUCGAGGCACACGCGGCCGACGCGCCGCUGCGAGGCAUGGCCGCGGCACCGCGAUUGCGCGACGAGGAGCUCGUCUACCUUCUCUCCUCGCUGCUCGAUCUGCAUCUAUGGCCGGGCUGCAUGGCGCAGGCCGAGGCGGAACGACGACCCGACAGCGCCGCCUCGUCGGCGCUGCGCGACCUCGUGCAGCAGUCGCCGCGUGCACAUCUCUUUGCGCUGCACCCCAUGCUCUGCGCGCUCCUCGCUCUGCGGCCACCUGCCGGCGCUCCGCUGCCGCCGCCUGCGCUCGCCGGCACGAGCCGCCAGCUCAGCGUGCCCGUGCGGCUACCCGAGCAUCUGCGCAGCGCACACGUCGGCACCGCCAACCCGCUCGGCAGCGCACGGCUCGAGCGUGCAGGGGCACAGGACCCUCAGGCGCUUGUACUGCGUCUCUUGCGUGUGCUCGGGGAUCAGUGGGUGUAGGGGUGCUCGGGGCCGGCGGGAGAUGGACAGGGUAUAAUGCGAUGCGCCGCGUGUGGGAUGACCCUCGAAUGUGACUUCACAUUCCGGCCUCCAGCUCCUCCCUCGAGUCUGAUGGGUGGAACGCCAAUCGAGGCCUCAGCAGCGCUCCGAUGUCGCCUGCUUCUUCGUGUGAGA
This is a messenger RNA of Tilletiopsis washingtonensis, 5094 nucleotides long. RefSeq lists its product as hypothetical. The coding region runs from base 85 to 4920 and encodes 1611 amino acids. Lineage: Eukaryota; Fungi; Basidiomycota; Exobasidiomycetes; Entylomatales. The transcript is spliced from 4 exons. The record is from RefSeq and is a predicted model, not a curated record.